This is a messenger RNA of Pectinophora gossypiella (pink bollworm), 1606 nucleotides long. Its product is annotated as juvenile hormone epoxide hydrolase-like. Gene Ontology annotation, biological process: epoxide metabolic process. Bases 161 to 1549 code for a protein of 462 amino acids. The record is from RefSeq and is a predicted model, not a curated record. NCBI's taxonomy places the organism in Eukaryota, Metazoa, Arthropoda, Insecta, Lepidoptera, Gelechiidae. Gene Ontology annotation, molecular function: epoxide hydrolase activity. The transcript is spliced from 9 exons.
CGUGGGACUUGGUGUGGGUUGUUAAUGUGUGGAAAUAAACAAGAUUUUAUUCAGUUGAUGUUCUGAGCUCGGCGGGAGCGCACGUCUCGCGUACCAUAAAACUGUUUUGUUUUAGUGUUUUUGUUAAAGGGUUAUUGCCCUUUCGCUGCAAUAGUUAAUCAUGGGUAAACUCCUCCUGGUCUUCCUCGCCGUGGGAGUGGGAGCAGCCAUAUGGUGGAGCUGCAAGUGUUGUCACCCCCCCAAACCCCCUCACAUCAACCCCGACGAGUGGUGGGGGCCAAACCAGUUGAAGGGCAAGGCAGACGCUAGCAUCAAACCCUUCCAGGUCAAAUUUGAUGAGGCGAUGGUCAAAGACCUGAAAGCUCGCCUGAAGAACCACAGACCGUUCGUGCCACCUCUAGAAGGAGCCGCCUUUGAGUACGGCUUCAAUAGCAAGCAGUUAGACGGCUGGCUCACCUACUGGGCUGACAAGUACCCGUUUGAGGCUCGGGAGAAGUUCAUGAACCAAUUCCCGCAGUUCAAGACCAAUAUACAGGGACUGGACAUUCACUUCAUCCGGGUUAAGCCUCAGGUUCCAGCGGGCGUGAAGGUCCUCCCCCUGAUUCUGAUGCACGGGUGGCCGGGGUCCGUGCGAGAGUUCUACGAGGCCAUACCGCUGCUGACCAAACCCAGAGAUGGGUACAACUUCGCCUUUGAGGUCGUCGUCCCUAGCUUGCCUGGAUACGGGUUCUCUGAUGGUGCCGUGCGUCCAGGGUUGGGAGCCACCCAAGUAGCAGUAGUGAUGAGGAACCUGAUGCACCGACUCGGCUUCAAGAAAUUCUACGUGCAGGGCGGAGACUGGGGCGCGGCGAUAGCCUCUGCUAUGGCCACUGUCUUCCCGGAUGAGAUCCUCGGACAUCACAGCAAUAUGUUGGUUACUCAGCAUAAGUGCGCAACCCUGAAGACAAUUAUCGGAGCCUGGUUCCCAUCGCUGAUCGUGGAACCACAUCUCGCAGACAGGAUGUAUCCUCUGUCCAGCUUCUUCGCAUACCUCAUGGAGGAAUUCGGAUACAUGCACAUUCAGGCCACUAAACCUGAUACUGUUGGCGUUGGCCUAACAGACUCCCCAUCAGGUCUUCUCGCGUAUAUCCUGGAGAAGUUCUCCACGUGGACUGUCAGGGAACACAAGUCGUUGCCCGAUGGUGGGUUGACGAAGAAGUUCUCCAAAGACCAGCUGAUCGACAACCUGAUGGUCUACUGGACGAGUAACUCCAUAACCACUUCCAUGAGACUGUAUGCUGAGACCAUGAGCAAAAAGCACAGGGAAAAUGAUUUAGAGAACAUUCCCACCCCUGUACCAACGUGGGCUAUUCAAGCCAAGUACGAGGUCAUGUACCAACCUGCCGGCCUGCUGAAGCACAAGUAUACCAACCUUCUAAACACAACUGUCGUGGACGAUGGCGGACAUUUCUUUGCCUUCGAAAUGCCUAAGGUAUUCGCCGAAGAUGUUUUCAAAGCAGUGAAAUCCUUCAUCGAGUUCAAUGAGAAGAAACCCAAGACUGAACUGUGAUCGAGUAAAUGUUUUAUAUUGGUUGUUGUAAGAUAAGUAAACAGGUUGUUAACAUUU